Lingula anatina is the source of this 575-nucleotide messenger RNA. RefSeq lists its product as uncharacterized. Lineage: Eukaryota; Metazoa; Brachiopoda; Lingulata; Lingulida; Lingulidae. The record is from RefSeq and is a predicted model, not a curated record.
UGAACUGAAGGAUUUAAAGGAAGGUAAAAAUAGAAAGAUUCAAAAGAGACUGGUAAAUUACGCAGUAAGGUCAACAACAUGAAGAGCUUGUUUGUAUUACUCUUUGUGGUUGGUCUGGCCUAUGGUGCCGUUGUACUGCCAACCAAAACAGAAUGUCAGUCCAAUGAUGACUGUGGGGAUGGAGAGUGUUGCGCCCCAGAACCGAACCCAUUCAUUGCAAGCAAGAGGGACGUUUUGCAACCUAUAAAACCUUGGGAAUGGAAACCGAAAAAUUACUGCUACUCCUACAUACAGGAAAAUGGCUUCUGUGGUGGUUUCAGGACCAUGUGUGGAUGUGCUGAGGGCCUCACCUGCAAGAACCUGUGGCAACCCCCUACCAUAGCAACUGCUAUCCCUGUAAAAAUCCCUACGAAAAUUGAUGCUAAAAGGGCUAUUGCAUUUGGAGAUUUCCGCUGUGUUAAAACUACGGAGUAACAUGGAACUCUCAUAAAUUUGAAUUUUAAAAAUUAAAGAAUACCAAACCACUUAUGUGUAAAUGAUCCAUCUACUUCCAAGCCAAUAAAUCACUAGCUGGU